AUGCCUGCUUCGACCACCUUCCAAUGUCGCCGCUGCCAAACUGAUGACCACCACUAUACCAAGUGCCCAAAUGCCAGCUGCGACAACAACUGCGCAAACCCCUUCGGACACUGGUUCUGGCGCUGCCCCGAGCCCUGCAGCACCUGUGGGAAAGCAGGACACGCUGCACCAAGGUGCAUGAAUGAUGGCACCACUAAACCUGUAAGCGGUAGCAACAUCAAGUGCUACAACUGCAAAGAGAUGGGGCACAGAGCUGGGGAGUGUACGAAACCGUGCGGAGAGCGAGGGUGUGGUAGCACCGAACACACCUCAUACACAUGCCCCAUGCACAUAGCCCGGCAGAAACGUGGGGACCCACCACCCCAUUUAGCGGCUUAUGACUACUACAAAUGCGGGAAUAUGGGGCAUUUUGCUGCCGGGUGUGUACUACCGUGUAGGUGGUGUAAGAUGGUGAUGCAAUGCCAUCAGGCCCGUUAUUGUCCAAAGCGGGUAAAGGCUGCAGAAAAGCCCCAGACGUCCCAGAAGGGUGGAAAUGAGGCAGCCCCUACAACGCCCCCGAAGGAGGAAGAAGACGCCCCAGCUGUUGCUGCAGCUGACACCGUAACACCUACGAAGAUGCAAGGCACCCCGGCCGUGCCCCCACCCCGCCCCUCCAAAAGAAAGCGGCCGUCAGCCCUAUUGACCCCGGUUAAGAAACGGUGUCAUACGUGA
Messenger RNA from Haliotis rufescens (red abalone), 711 nucleotides. Its product is annotated as cellular nucleic acid-binding protein homolog. NCBI's taxonomy places the organism in Eukaryota, Metazoa, Mollusca, Gastropoda, Lepetellida, Haliotidae. Gene Ontology annotation, molecular function: zinc ion binding; nucleic acid binding. The coding region runs from base 1 to 711 and encodes 236 amino acids. The transcript has a single exon. The record is from RefSeq and is a predicted model, not a curated record.